Messenger RNA from Nelumbo nucifera (sacred lotus), 899 nucleotides. RefSeq names its product 17.1 kDa class II heat shock protein-like. The record is from RefSeq and is a predicted model, not a curated record. NCBI's taxonomy places the organism in Eukaryota, Viridiplantae, Streptophyta, Magnoliopsida, Proteales, Nelumbonaceae.
GAAUAGAACUACAGAAGGAGAUCAAUCCAGCAACUUCGCUUUCGACUCGCCUCCUAUAAAAGAGUACCUCCAUUUUUUCCUCCCUUCAAAGCGCCAGCAUCGAACGAUCGCAGCGAAGGAAAUAAAGCGGACGAAAUCUCCGAUUAUCUCUCAAUCUCGGAUACUUGUUUCCACUCUCGUGAAUCGAUGGAAAUGGAUUUGAGACUCAUGGGUUUCGACAGUCCUCUGCUUUCGACGCUCCAGCACAUGCUCGAUGUCCCUGACGAAGUUGAGAAGUCGCUUAACGCUCCUACACGCAGUUAUGUUCGAGACGCUAAGGCUAUGGCUUCGACUCCGGCGGACGUGAAGGAAUACCCCAACUCCUAUGUCUUCACCAUCGACAUGCCCGGACUUAAGUCCGGUGACAUCAAGGUUCAGGUCGAGGACGAUAAUGUGCUCCUCAUCAGCGGGGAACGCAGGAGGGAAGAGGAGAAAGAAGGAGCCAAGUAUAUCAGGAUGGAGAGGAGGGUCGGAAAGUUCAUGAGGAAGUUCGUGCUCCCGGAUAAUGCCAACACCGACGCCAUUUCUGCUGUCUCUCAGGACGGCGUGCUUACUGUCACUGUUGAAAAGCUGCCUCCGCCGGAGCCUAAGAAGCCUAAGGCCAUUGAGGUCAAGAUCGCCUAAGUGAAGAACAAAGGGAAGGCGAAAGAAGUCGUCGGAAUGUAAUGUUGGCCUAAAGUGUGGGUUUGUUUGAUUUGAAUGCUAUUUUGAUUUUGGUUGUUUUGUUGUUGCUGAACUGGGUUAGGUAUGUUUCAAUUGCCGUCACCGGACUCUGAUCACGACGGUGGCAACUCCUAUCUAUGCGUUGCUCUUUGAAUAUCUAUACCUCCUAUUAUAACAAGAUUUCGUUUUUUUUUUUU